GCCUACUUCCUCCUUCUGUUCACCUCUCCUUCUCUUUCUUUCUAUGCAGCUAAAGCUCAUGAGAAAAGUCCAAUUUUAAGCUUGGAAGCUGUUUUGCAGUUUGGCUGCAGUAGCUUGUGCUGCCUAGGUGUUGAUGUAUAUCUGAGCAGAAGCUGCAUUCUGCGCUUCCUGGCACUAAUCGGCUUAAAGAAGAAGGAGCGAGCAGCCUGGCGAGAAGGUUUCCGGGUGUGAAUGAGAGCUAGGCAGCUGUAAGAGGCUUUUAACGCCCAAAGCCGCAGCCAUGCCGCCUCCCCCGGACAUCCUGAAGGUGGCCAUUGAGUGGCCAGGGGCCUUCCCCAAACUUAUGGAAAUAGACCAGAAAAAGCCCCUUUCUGCGGUCAUUAAAGAAGUCUGUGAGGGGUGGCAGCUUCCGAACCAUGAAGGCUACGCCCUGCAGAACGCCGACUCCACUAACUUCUACAUCACUGAAAAGAAUCGCAACAACAUAAAAAAUGGCUCCAUCCUGCGCCUUACCACGUCUCCUGCCCAGAUGGCAUUGCAGCUGUACGAGCGCAUCCAAACCGGCAGUCUGGAUUUGAAACUGGACGCCCUGAAGGACUUGGCCAACUCAUCCCGAGACAUUACCUUCGCCCAGGAGUUCAUCAACCUGGACGGCAUCUCGCUGCUCACCCAGAUGGUAGAGAGUGGCACCGAACGGUAUCAGAAACUGCAGAAGAUGAUGAAGCCCUGCUUCGGAGAGAUACUGUCUUACACGUUGACUGCCUUCGUGGAACUCAUGGACCAUGGCAUCAUCUCGUGGGAUACGUUCUCAGUGGCCUUCAUCAAGAAGAUUGCAAGUUUUGUGUGCAAGACAUCCACAGACUCGGCAGUACUGCAGAGAUCACUGGCCAUCCUGGAGUCUAUGGUGCUCAACAGUCAGGACCUGUACCAGAAGGUGGCGCAGGAGAUCACUAUUGGCCAGCUCAUGCCUCAUCUUCAAGGGACGGAUCAGGAUAUUCAGACUUACACUAUCGCAGUGAUUAAUGCGCUCUUCCUGAAAGCCCCCGAGGACAAGAGACAGGAGAUGGCUCACAUUCUGGCACAGAAGCAGUUGCGCAACAUUAUCCUUACUAAUGUAAUCAGGAGCUCCAAGCCCAUUAAUGACGAGAUGGCCCACCAGCUUUAUAUGCUGCAAGUGCUGACCUUUAAUCUUUUGGAGGAUCGCAUGAUGACCAAGAUGGACCCUCAGGACCAGGCUCAGAGAGACAUCAUCUUUGAGCUGCGCCGGAUCGCUUUUGAUGUCGAGUGCGAAACCAGCAGCAGCGGCAGUAUUGAAAAGCGCAGGUCCAUGUACACCAGAGACUACAAGAAGCUAGGUUUCAUCAAUCAUGUGAACCCGGCAGUGGAUUUCACACAGAUUCCUCCGGGGAUGUUGGCUCUGGAUAAUAUGCUGUAUUUUGCCAGACAACACCAGGAUUCCUACAUCAGGAUCGUCCUGGAGAACAGCAGUCGUGAAGACAAGCACGAGUGUCCGUUCGGCCGCAGCAGUAUCGAGCUUACCAAAAUGCUGUGCGAGAUCCUCAAAGUAGGAGAACUGCCCAGUGAGAACUGCCAUGACUUCCACCCCAUGUUCUUCACUAAUGACCACUCUUUUGAGGAGUUCUUCUGCAUCUGCAUCCAGCUGCUCAACAAAACCUGGAAAGAGAUGAGAGCCACGUCGGAAGACUUUAACAAAGUGAUGCAGGUGGUGAGGGAACAGAUCACUCGUGCUCUGACGAACAAGCCUAACUCUCUGGAUCAGUUCAAGACCCGCCUGCAGAACCUGAGCUACACCGAGAUCCUCAAGAUCAGACAGUCGGAGAGAAUGAACCAGGAGGACUUCCAGUCUCGGCCCAUUCUGGAGCUGAGGGAGAAGAUCCAGCCUGAAAUCAUGGAGUUGAUCAAACAGCAGCGUCUCAACCGCUUAUGCGAAGGCACAUGCUUCAGGAAGAUCAGCAGCCGCAGGAGACAGGAUAAGUUCUGGUAUUGUCGAUUGUCACCAAAUCAUAAAGUACUCCACUAUGGGGACCUGGAGGAGAGUCCUCAGGGAGAGGUACCUCACGAUUCUCUACAAGACAAAUUGCCCGUGGCUGAUAUCAAAGCUGUUGUCACCGGUAAGGACUGUCCACACAUGAAGGAGAAGGGAGCCCUGAAGCAGAACAAGGAAGUGCUGGAGUUGGCCUUUUCUAUCCUCUAUGAGUCUGAUGAGUAUUUAAACUUCAUUGCUCCUGACAAGCAUGAGUACUGUGUGUGGACAGAUGGGCUGAACGCUCUUUUGGGAAAGGAGAUGACCAGUGAAUUCACUCGCUCAGACUUGGACACUCUUCUGAACAUGGAGAUGAAGCUCCGCCUCCUGGACCUGGAGAACAUCCAGAUUCCAGAGGCCCCACCCCCUAUCCCAAAAGAACCUAGUAAUUAUGACUUUGUCUAUGACUGCAACUAAAGCCCUCCACUGGACCAAGUUAUUUUUUUUUACAUGCAGACUGGAAGAAAGAACAAAACUUUUAGGAAAAAAAACAAACAAAAGGAUCGAUUUUUUCUUUCUUUCUUUCUUUCGCUUAAUUCUUUUCUUUUUAAAUUGCAUUAUUUCCCGGUGAGUUUAUCGAACUCACAGUUUGCUCUUCGGUUGUCUCUUCGGUUAUGUCCCAUAUCCCACCUGCACCUCUUUAAAAAAAAAAAAAACUUUGGCUAACUUUGCGGUAACUACACACACCAGGGUUAACUCUGGCUCAUGUACACUGUCAUAAUGCUUGUCCUUUCCGUUUUUAUUACCAUCCAUCCUGUUUGAGGUGAGAGCCCCGCUGAUGAGUGUGUGCAGAGCCUGGGGACUUUGGCUUUUAGCACAUCCUGCAGCAGACGUCUGACUCACACAGGCGGCAGCUAACAGCACAGAAAAGGCAGCGUAAGUGGCAUUAGUGUAAGUGUCCAAGUCCAUCGGCAUCAGCGCGUUCUGUCGAUGCUUCUCAAACGAUAGACUGUUAACUGAACUCCUGUCUCAUAUUAGCCCUGAUCUGAGUCUGUCCUUCCUUCAGUGGUCUAGCCAGCCUGUGGGACUGUAACCUGAAAAUUCAAAUCCAAAUCCAACGCUUGCUUCUACCUGAUACCCACCAGACUUGUGGUAGACUGCUGUAACAUUCCAAAGCAAUAUAUUGAGCUUCUGUUUUUGUAACAUGGUGUAAACUUUAGUGAUAUUUGUGCAGCCAAGUAGUCAGUAUCAUUUGUGUCAGUUAAACGAUUUUUUAGGAACACGAGAUAGAUUUGAUCAUUGAUGUUAAUUUAAGUUAAAUGAUAAAUACUCUCACUGUUUUAUCCUCCUGAAUUAUUUUUUUAUCCUUUCAGAUGUUUAUGUAUUUUAGAGCCCCACACCAUGCUGUUUACAUUAAAGAUCAAUUCCAACUCA
This is a messenger RNA of Ictalurus punctatus (channel catfish), 3418 nucleotides long. It is a transcript of the gene elmo1, whose product is annotated as engulfment and cell motility 1 (ced-12 homolog, C. elegans). Bases 281 to 2461 code for a protein of 726 amino acids. Gene Ontology annotation, biological process: cell motility; actin filament organization. NCBI's taxonomy places the organism in Eukaryota, Metazoa, Chordata, Actinopteri, Siluriformes, Ictaluridae. The transcript is spliced from 22 exons. Gene Ontology annotation, cellular component: guanyl-nucleotide exchange factor complex; plasma membrane. The record is from RefSeq and is a predicted model, not a curated record.